This is a messenger RNA of Gloeophyllum trabeum ATCC 11539, 1042 nucleotides long. Its product is annotated as short-chain dehydrogenase/reductase. The record is from RefSeq and is a predicted model, not a curated record. The transcript is spliced from 8 exons. Lineage: Eukaryota; Fungi; Basidiomycota; Agaricomycetes; Gloeophyllales; Gloeophyllaceae. Bases 32 to 793 code for a protein of 253 amino acids. Gene Ontology annotation, molecular function: oxidoreductase activity.
CUCGUUUUCUUUUCUCUGAACUUGACCGGACAUGUCUACGAGCCCAUUGAGAGGGAAGCUUGCACUCAUAACCGGCUGCACCGGUGGCAUCGGCCGCGCGACCGCGCUUGCGCUAGCCAAACAAGGCCUGAACAUCGCUAUCCACUACAACGCCAACUCCACAUACGCCGCCUCGCUCCAAGGCGAGCUUGAACAGCUCGGGGUGCACUCGGCGGCGUUCCAGGCGGACAUGGGUGACUACGACGAGGUGCGCAGGCUGCACCGCGAGGUGGUGGGGAGCAUGGGCCACCCCGAUGUGCUCUUCAACAACGCCGGAACGACGGGGAAGGUGAUUGGACGGGAGGGCCAGAUCGAAGAUUUGGAUAUGGCUGUGUUUGAGAGCACUUGGAAGGUUAAUGCUGGGAGUAGCUUCCUGCUGACCCAGCUAUGCGUCCCGCACAUGGUCCAGCAGAAGUUUGGCAGGAUCAUCUUUAACUCCAGCGUUGCUGCUGGCACCGGAGGGGUCAUCGGGCCCCACUACGCUUCGUCCAAAUCCGCCCUGCACGGCAUGAUGCACUGGAUCGCGCAGCGCUACGCCAAAGACGGGAUCACGUGCAACGCCAUCGCGCCAGCUCUCAUUGUUGAAACGGGGAUGAUGGGCAACCCGAAUCCCGAGAAUAUGAAAAUGAUCCCAGUCGGCCGGUUCGGUAAACCGGAGGAGAUAUCGUCGAUAGUGGAGAUGCUCGUGGGCAACGCGUACAUGACGAACAAGAUUAUUGUUGCGGAUGGAGGCUGGACAGCUGGGGCGUUCUGAGUAGGCCUCGGGGGCAGGUACUUGUGCUUCACAGCGUCGAAAGAAUAUCUGCUGCAACGGGACAUGUCCGAGAGCGUAACGACGUCCGUUGUUUGCUCUCCGGUAUCAGGCAUCAGAGGUACACUCGGUGCGAACGCAAACGCCUGCCUCGUAAUCAUCACAUCGCGCUCUGGCUGCCGUCCAUCCUUCUACCCUCGGCCUUUCUUUGUGUUUCUUCCCUGUGUUCACGCUCCACGCUCCAACGUUCGG